AUGUUAGCAAUCACAGUGAGAUUCUCCCAGGCGGCACCCCAAGGAUACGCAACCCAGGUUGAGGCAAGCAACACGUUUGCUGCACAUGCAAGAUCUCAGGUGCUGUCUCUAGUUGACCAGCCCAGUGUCCACCGCGCUCAAGUCCUGCUCAUGCUAACAGGCCAUUCCUGGGGUGCUGGUGAGGGCAAACGUGCUUGGGUCUAUCUCGGUAUGGCGGUUCGCAUGGCUCAGGUACUUGGGCUUUUCGAAGAACUGCCCCCUCAAGCAACGCGCGACGAGUUCAUCGAUGCUGAAGAGAGGCGACGUACGGCUUGGACAUGCUUUCUUAUGGAUAGCCUCCUGAGUGGAGGUAAAGGGCGUGACAGGAUGCUCGCAGCUAGCAACAUGCGCAUACAACUUCCUUGUGACUCUGAGAGUUUCAACUUUGGUCAAGUCGUCGUUUGCGAGAGGCUAGAUGGCUCAGUACCGGACGAAGCAGGAACAGCAAUGGGCAUUCAUGUCAAAGGCAGCCUGGGCAUCGUGGCUUACAGCAUGCGCGUAGCCGACGUUUGGGGAGCUGUGGCAAAAUGGGCCUGUACGCGGCACGACAACAACGUCCCUCCAUGGCAGCCUCAAUCUGAGUUUCAAAUACUGCUUACCCGCCUUGAAGUUUGGAAGAGCUCUUUGCCGAAACGCCUUAACUAUGAGCUGUUCCUCUUGAGAGCACACAGCGUGUCCAACCAGGGACAGGCCUACUGUUACAUGCACUGCAUUUACUUCAUGAGUGUCAUCUUCCUCUACCGGUCUUACUUACCUGAGGUCGAGAUGCAGAGAGCCAGGGUGGGUGACAAGGACUGGGAUCAAUGGUCAACAUGGUCAAGCAAAGAGCUUGUGCAAGUGGCCAAGCAAGUGUGUGACAUGCUACAGGAGAUACGAGCCUUUGGCCUGUAUUUUCUUCGCGGUCUUGUACCGUGGAUUGGCUUCACCAUUUACACAGCUGUUGGAACCAUGCUCUACUUUUAUCACUUCCCCAAUCCUGGAGACACACCCCAUGAAAUCGACAAACGACGGGAACACAUUGUGGAAGGUCUUCUGUUUCUGAAAGAUAUGCGACAAGCUUGGCCUAUGGCCGAUACCUGGCGCGAGAAAAUCAAGGCAAUGCAAAUAUUCUACAGUAAUAUCAAAACCGACGGCGAUUUAGCAGUGACGCCAAGUGAAAGACGAGAGAUGCGCAACGCUAUCAUCGACUACGGCGCUCUCCAGCCCGAUCCUGUACGCCAGCCUGACGCUGAGAGCACUGAUGAACAAAGUGCGACAGAUGGCGAGAACGACCAAGCUGCAUCAAGCACAAGUGUAGACUUCAAUACCGACCCUCUCAAUUUCAUUGCCCCAGCCGAUAUUGACCUGUUCGACACGGACUUUGCAUUCGGUAGUAAUAUGUACGCCAUGUUUGCCGAUGCUACGCAGGGUUUCUGGGAGAGCUUUCCAGGAAGCAUGGACAUUCAAGGUGAUAUGAACCUUGAUCACUAA
Fusarium coffeatum is the source of this 1509-nucleotide messenger RNA. RefSeq lists its product as uncharacterized. Gene Ontology annotation, cellular component: nucleus. Gene Ontology annotation, molecular function: DNA binding; zinc ion binding. Lineage: Eukaryota; Fungi; Ascomycota; Sordariomycetes; Hypocreales; Nectriaceae. Gene Ontology annotation, biological process: DNA-templated transcription. The transcript is spliced from 4 exons. The coding region runs from base 1 to 1509 and encodes 502 amino acids. The record is from RefSeq and is a predicted model, not a curated record.